AUGAUCGACAAUGAAGACUUUGAGCUUUUGCAAAUCCGUUACGAGGAAGCCGCCAUCUUCCUCACCGAGGGCGACAACAACAUCAAGUUUGAAUUUCAUCCCAAAAACCUCCUCCAGCUCCGUGCCUACAACCGCGUGCACCAUUGGGGCUACAACGCCCUCGACCUUAUCGCAGGCCUCGCCAUCCUGGGUCUCGCCAUGUUUGAACGGCCCUCCCUGAGCCACCCCUUUGGUAUCCUUCAGCUUGUACCUCACGAAAUCAUCGAGCUGUUCUGCCUCAUUGCCCUUGCCAUUCGCAUCAUUCUCAUGUGUGACUGGCUGGGCUGGCGCAACGCGCUCAAGCAACCUCGCACCCUUAUUCGCACGCUUAUUCUCGUCGGCCUAUUCGCCGAGAGUCUUGUUGUCCUCUUUCGAAACAAGGAUCAUUUUCGUGUGCUUCGCCUCCUCCGACCGUACUUUCUGAUUGACAACCCAUGGAUGGCCAACGUGCGCCGGGUCUCCCGGCAGAUCGUGCAAUCCAUGCCCCCCAUCAUCGACAUGCUCUUUCUCUUGCUUUUCUUCAUGAGCAUGAUGGCCAUCAUGGGAUAUUAUCUCUUCUCCAGCAACGAUCAGGACGAUGGCUUCUCCACCCUCUCUGCUGCUUUUGUCUCGCUCUUUAUCCUUGUCACAACGGCCAACUAUCCCGACGUUCAAAUGCCCGCCCUGUCCUCGAAUCGCUGGUAUUUCGUCUUCUUCCUCGUGUACCUCAUCAUUGGACUCUACUGUCUCCUCAACAUUCUCCUCGCCGUCGUCUAUGACGAAUUCCGCUCGCAAGAACGCAUCAAGUUCCAAAAACUCUAUUUGCACCGUCGUGCUGCCAUUCGCCACGCUUACCGCCUCCUCAAGGAUGAUCGCUACGGGGGUAUACCCCUCGAUAGCUUCCGAGGCUUGAUGAAGCACCGCAAGCGCCGCUUUACCCCGUUGCAAGUCAAGCUCAUGUUCCUGGCCCUUAACCAGAGCGAGAGUGGUGCCAUCAACCUUCGGGAGCUAUACAACUUUUAUAUGUACGAGACCUUGGUCUGGAAGCAGAUCAAGAACGAUGACGAGCAUCAUGGUCGCUACAACCCAAUGACCUUUCGCCAGAUUCGCAGUCGUAUCCGUGAUGCAGUUCAGCAUCCCAUCUUCAACUAUGGCAUGGGCUUUAUCAUCCUCCUGAACACGUGCUUGGUCUUCUAUUACGCCGGCAUUGUCUCCGCAGAAGAUGCGCGGCAAUCCAGGUACCCCGAAACACAGACUAUUGAUACCAUCUUCUUGGUCGUCUUCUGGCUGGAAAUUGUCAUCAAGUUUGUCGGCUUGGGGCCCUGGGAUUACCUCCGUGAUAACUGGAACCGGCUCGACCUUUUGGUGACUACCUUGAGCACCAUUGGAUUGCUCUUGCCCAAUUCAACCAACAUCUUCCUCUCGCUGCGUCAAAUUCGUAUGCUGCGCCUUUUCAAGGUCAAAAGGCGUUUUCGCGAAGUUCUUGGCACCGUCUUCUCCCUUGUCCCCAUGCUUUCAAGCUAUAUUGUAGUCUUGGUUUUGGUUUACUAUUCGUUUGCCAUCAUGGGCAUUGCUCUGUUUGCCGGACGCGGUUGUUGUGGUGACUACUACUCCAAUGCCACCGCGGUGGACCGCUACUACCUGAACAACUUUGAUGAUAUCUUCAACGCCUACGUGACUCUAUUUGAGCUGAUGAUUGUCAAUAAUUGGUUUGUGAUCAUGAACGGCUUUGUAGCAGUGACCAACACGUGGGCCCAUGCAUACUUUAUGCUCUUCUACAUACUCACGAACGUGGUGUUGAAUGUGGUGGUGGCGUUUAUUCUCGAAUCAUUUGCCUCUCAAACAAAUUUUCAACGUUCUCUUGAAGAUGGCACGGCAGAGGGUUGGUUGCUCGUUGAAGUGCAUUCAAAUUAUGUUGUCUGUUUGUCUGUUUGCCUGUUUGUCUGUUUGUCUGUGUCCACGGGAGCCUCAUAA
This is a messenger RNA of Monosiga brevicollis MX1, 1992 nucleotides long. RefSeq lists its product as uncharacterized. Lineage: Eukaryota; Choanoflagellata; Craspedida; Salpingoecidae. Gene Ontology annotation, biological process: transmembrane transport; monoatomic ion transport. Gene Ontology annotation, cellular component: lysosomal membrane; endosome membrane. Bases 1 to 1992 code for a protein of 663 amino acids. The record is from RefSeq and is a predicted model, not a curated record. Gene Ontology annotation, molecular function: voltage-gated channel activity; monoatomic ion channel activity. The transcript has 9 exons.